Bacidia gigantensis is the source of this 1593-nucleotide messenger RNA. RefSeq lists its product as uncharacterized. The transcript has 7 exons. Bases 1 to 1593 code for a protein of 530 amino acids. Lineage: Eukaryota; Fungi; Ascomycota; Lecanoromycetes; Lecanorales; Ramalinaceae. The record is from RefSeq and is a predicted model, not a curated record.
AUGUCAUACGGAACAAUAAAAGGCUUUGAUCGCCAGAACAAUAUCGCAAGGAUGAAAGUCUACUGCACAGCUUUCUAUUUCACUCUUGCGUCCAUCAUCACAGCCAAGGUCGUUCUUUCCCUACCACAAGCCGCUGAUCAAGCCGCCUCCUCCACAACCAGCUCAGCUAUAGCGAAGGCGUCAGACACAACCUCGGAUAAGGCCCAAGCCGUGGCGGGUUCUACAGACAUCAAGCUCGCCAUUAACAACAUCGACGCUGACUGGAAGACUCUUACCUGCACUAAUCCUGCCGUGACGGACGCGACUAUCAACCCCGAAGAGCGGUGGACGAAACUCGACUGUAACGAUGCCUGGGAUGCUGCCGUGUCGGCCGUUGCGACCGCCACAAAUACCGCGGGAGUCACAUUUCCCCAGCUUAUCUCCAACUUCUUCCACGGGCCAGAUAAUAUGGGGUGCGGUGCUCUCAGUGCGAAGAAUGGAUGCAACCAGGAUGUUCUGUGUGUCGAUCCACCUGCGAGCUACGUCCCAGGCUUCGAAAUCCUGAAUUCAUUUGUUGGAAUUAGCAGUUUGAACUACAACAUCUAUGAUUCUCUUACAAAGGCGGAAGGUCAGAUCACGACCCAGGUUGGGGAAUUCGCUUCUACCUUCGCGCCUAUCGAUCCGAGUGUAGACGCAUGGAAGUUAGUCCUCGACCUAAUUGGCCUGAGCUUCGCGCUCGCUGUGUCGCCCCUGUGGAAUGCUGCAUUCAAGAAAAUUCCGUUUUUCAAAGCCAAUCCCAACACCCUAGGCACGAUCAAAGAUAGUGUCAAUCCGCUUGUAUCCAAUGGAGUCACGUUGAUUAAGGAUGGCUCUGUCGCUGGUGAAUCUUUGAACAACCAAAACACCUUGGAAAAGAAUUUGGGUGACUUUGUUGAAGUAUGGGCCAACACCCUCAGUGCCAUCAAUGAAGGGUUGUUCAGCGGAAAGGAUGAUGACAUCAAACAACUACACGAUUUGAUCGACGGAGGCAAAUGUCUCCAAGCUGGCGUACUACUCGACGACGUAGUUGUCAGCGAGGCGAUCUCGCAAGCUAUAUUCGCCUACAUGAUUCCGCAAGCAUGGGCGCUGAGUAGUAGAGACAUCCAUCCAGUCGUGAUAAACACCGGUAUCGAUUGCGGGUCAGACGACAAAGUGGAUGCAAAAUACCUCGUUGCCGGUGACGCCGAGAAAACGAAAACGUGUGUCAACAACAAGAUCUACCACGUGCUCUCUGUAUCUGGCAGCGGGACUGUGCAAGGUUCGAGCCAGUUCGGGCCCGCUCUGCCCACCUUUAGGACGCUCGAGGUACCGCCGGGCCUGGAUGCGUUGGACGGAAAGCAAUGGGGAGGUUUGACUAAGGACAAUAUCGCCGCCGCUGCUGUGGCGACAUACGCCAAAGCUGGCAACCAAAAUGGUGGCGCAGCGAUUGAUCCCAGCACUGCAGAUGGGGUCUCUGACAUCUUUGAUCAUGGCGUCGAAGCUGCUGGUAUUGUCUCGAUCCCUAUUUGCGGAUACGAUGAGGCGUGGAAGAAUUGGUGCGGGAACAAGAAGACGGCUCACUACCCUUGCAAUUGA